Drosophila novamexicana is the source of this 1630-nucleotide messenger RNA. RefSeq names its product phosphoglycolate phosphatase 2. Gene Ontology annotation, molecular function: phosphatase activity. Gene Ontology annotation, cellular component: cytoplasm. The record is from RefSeq and is a predicted model, not a curated record. The coding region runs from base 697 to 1608 and encodes 303 amino acids. NCBI's taxonomy places the organism in Eukaryota, Metazoa, Arthropoda, Insecta, Diptera, Drosophilidae. The transcript is spliced from 2 exons.
UGCGCCUUCUGCUUGUCGCACACAUUUACACAACAUUUGAGUCUGUAAAGAAUGAAAAUCUUUUGGACUUGUAAAGAAUUAACUACAAUUUGAUUGAAAAGUGUAAGACAUGGUCACACUGCAUUCCAAAAAAUCCGAAUUCUGAUUGGGAAUCCACACUUGUCAGCUUUCAAGCACGCAUUGAUUUAUUAAAUGAUUUGUUUUGUGAGUCUGGCAACGCUGGCGAGCGCGCGUUAUCUUUAUGAAAGCAAUGGCAAAAUAUUUAACUAAAAUGUAACGCAAUAAGAGAGUUACGCGUGUGUCCAUGGCAAGGCACGGCGUGUUCAGGCUGAAAGCACGAAAUGUAAAUACUCUCCAGAUGCCCCUUUAUAGGCAUGGUCUGGGCACAUGAGAUCUUAUCAGUCACAAUCAAGGUAGUUGGUACUUAGCUAAACAGUUAAAUCAAGCACUAAAUAGACAUAAUUACUGCCGCCAUAGUCAAAGCAGCAGCGGCAACAGCUGGAGCCUCAAUGUGACGUUGAAGGUUAAACGGCCGCCUUGGCAUUCAGUUGGCCUGUUAAUUGGCGUGCGCGCGCAACAGCAUCCACCACCGCCUUCGACUGCCGCCUCCAAGUAGCUCAAGUAAGCAGCUAUAGUAACGGACAAAUUGCCCGGUUAGUUGCGGUCUCAGUCUCGUUCCCAUCGGGUGUGAACAUCAUGGCGCCACGGCAUAUACUUGAUCUUAGCGUUGAGGAGCAGCGCAGCUUUAUUGACUCCUUUGAUAUGGUAAUCAGCGAUUGCGAUGGCGUUGUCUGGCUGCUGGUUGGCUGGAUACCAGGUGCCGGCGAGGCGAUAAAUGCGCUUAAAAAUGCCGGCAAAUCCGUCAAGUUCGUGUCGAACAAUAGUUUCCGCACCGACGAUCAGUAUUUGGAGAAAUUUGAUCAUAUUGGCGCCAUCAAUGUGCAACACGACGAUGUAGUCCAUCCGGUGAAGAGUAUUGUACGCUAUUUGCAUAAGCACAAGCCCGGCAAACGCGUCUACUCGCUCAUGUCGUUGGAAGCCAAUGAGACGUUGCGUAAGCACGGCAUCGAGUAUGAGUCAUUGCAAAUCAAGGAGCAUCUGACGUCGGCGUCACUAGUCAAUUAUCUCGCAAUUGAGCAAACUGUGGACGCUGUGCUAUUCGACAUACAUCUGGACAUGUCAUACGUGGAGCUGGCCAAGGCUAUACGUCAUCUGCAGCUGAACGAAAACUGCCAGCUAAUUGCGGGUGGCAGUGAUGUUAUUAUGCCACUGGCCGAAAAUCUCAAUGUACCUGGUUUCUAUGACUUCUUGCAGCACGUCAAGCGCUAUACGAAUCGCGAGCCAAUCUUUCUUGGCAAGCCAUCGCCAAUACUUGGUGAUAUGCUUAAGGAGAUAUACAAUAUACAAGCGCCCGAGCGAUGUAUUUUUGUGGGCGAUAUGCUGGUGCAGGAUAUACAGUUUGGCAAGUCCUGUGGCUUUCAAUCACUGCUGGUGCUCUCCGGCAGCCUUACCAAAGAGGACAUGAUUGCAGCGCCACCGGAGGCGCAGCCGGACUACUAUGCCGACAGCCUGGCCGAUUUCAUAGAGUUGUUUAAGAACGUGCAGUAGCAGCCAAUUGAGCACAGUUACC